GGUUUAGCUUUUGAACCAAGUAUUCGUAUUUUCAGUACGGGAAAGUACUCUCUUUUGACUUUUGUCCCGAAAUUCUUGUUUGAGCAGUUCAGAAAGUAUGCCAACAUAUUUUUCCUUCUUGUUGCUCUCUUUCAGCAAAUACCAGGUGUAUCCCCGACCGGUCGAUUCACGACCGUGGUCCCGUUAACCUUCAUCCUAUGCGUUUCAGCAGUAAAGGAAAUUAUCGAGGAUUAUGCACGCCAUUCGGCCGAUAAGGCUACGAAUAACUCUGAAACUUGUGGUAAAAUGUUAUUGAGGCUUUGCUCAACCCAUAUAGUUCUGCGAAACGAAACAUGGGAAGGAACACUUUGGAAGAAUGUUCAGGUCGGAGACCUUGUUAAAUUGACCAGCAACUCUCCUAUUCCAGCGGAUCUCGUUAUUAUCGCCACAAGUGAACCGAUGUCCAUAUGCUACAUUGAAACCUCAAAUCUGGACGGUGAGACUGCCCUUAAACUACGUCAGGGCAUACAAGCCACUUCUGGCCUACUAACUACCGAGGCUCUAAAGAAAGCGAGAAUGCGAAUUGAAUGUGAGCAACCCACAAGAUGCUUGGAAGAGUUCGUGGGUACUCUAUAUGAUGGAAACAAUACGGGUUAUCCAUUGGACGGUAACCAGAUGUUAUUGCGCGGUGCCACGGUGAAAAAUACGAAUUGGGUUUUUGGUGCCGUUGUUUACACAGGAAAAGAGACCAAGGUCAUGCUCAAUUCAACAGCUGCCCCAUUGAAGCGAUCUUCUGUCGACAAACAUACCAAUUACUAUAUUCUAGUGCUCUUCGGAUUGCUAACAUUUCUGACGAUUUUCAUGGUCAUCGCUAAUGUCAUAUGGACAAAAACAGUUGGUGAAAACAUGUGGUAUCUUAGUGGAGUCGAACUGUCCGUUAAAAGUGCUGGGUUCAUGUGCAUCACCGCAUUCAUCAUUUUUCACACCAUCAUUCCGAUCAGUCUCCAAGUAACUCUUGAAGUGGUGCGCUUUGUCCAAGCCCUCUUUAUCAAUUGGGAUUUGGACAUGUACGAUGCGAAAACGGAUACUCCUGCGAUGGCCAGAACGUCAAAUCUCAAUGAGGACUUAGGUCAGGUUAAGUACAUGUUCUCCGACAAAACGGGUACUCUCACAAAAAACGUGAUGGAAUUUAAAAUGUGUUCCAUUGGAAGAGAGGCUUAUGGAUUGGAAGAUCAGGAAACCUGUGCGUUACAAGAUUGGAGACUUCUUUCGAGACUCUCAGAUGGAGACCGUGAUGUGGAUUGGUUCUUUACCAUACUUGCGGUGUGUCAUACGGUCAUUCCGGAAUACGUUGACAUCGACAUUGAUCGUGACGACAUACGCUAUCAAGCGACGUCACCAGAUGAACGUGCCCUUGUGAUGGCUGCAAAGACAGUGGGCUACGUUUUCUGUGAACGUGAACCUGAUUCUGUCACAAUUCGAGUAAAAGGCGAAAACAUUCAGUUCAAACUUCUCCAGGUUAUCGAGUUCACAAGCGAACGGAAGCGGAUGAGCGUCGUUGUUGAGGAUACGGACGGGAAGCUAUUCCUCAUGAUCAAGGGCGCCGACACUGUUAUCUAUGAACGUUUGGCAAGUGAGGCUCUCUUCAGGAAGGAAACCCUGACUCACAUGGAUGAAUUCGCAAGCAUCGGCCUGCGAACUCUGUGCAUAGCUUUUCGUAGACUUGAUCGUGUCUUUUACGAGGAGUGGGCACUGAAGUACUACGAGGCAAGUAUUGCGGUCACCAACCGGAAUGCACUGUUGGACGAGGUUUGCGAGUUGAUUGAGCAGGACUUGGAAUUAGUAGGCGCCACGGCUAUCGAGGAUAAGUUGCAGGACGAAGUACCUCAGACCAUUGCCAACAUGUUGGCCGCAGGAAUUUCUAUCUGGGUGCUUACGGGUGACAAGCAGGAGACGGCUGUUAACAUUGGCACGUCUGCUGUUGUUGUAACUUUUUCAUUUGAGUCAAGUUGCCUACAAGUACUAGUGGCACGUCUUUCCUGUCGUCUCAUAAACCCGGAACAGGUACAACUAAUCAUCGAUGGCAACAAUUUGGAUACAGUUCGGGACCAACUCUUUGAAUGUAGUAACGAGUUGAAAAAGGAGCUCAGCGAGGGUCGCGAGGUUGCUCUUAUUGUCACAGGCAAGGCCCUGGAAUUACUUCUCACAACACAAUGCCAAAGGGAGUUUUUUGAAAUUGCGCACAAGAGCUCAUCAGUUAUCUGCUGUCGAGUUAGUCCGUGGCAGAAGGCAGAAGUGGUUCGACUGGCCCGCACCUUCACAAAUGACAUCACGCUAGCGAUUGGCGAUGGAGCGAACGAUGUGGGUAUGAUUCAGGCCGCGCACAUUGGAGUGGGUAUCUACGGCGUGGAAGGUCGCCAAGCAGCUUGCUCAUCGGACUAUGCCAUUGCGCAAUUUCGCUUUCUAAACAAACUUCUUCUGGUUCAUGGGGCUUGGAGUUUUAAUCGCAUCACCAAAGUGAUCCUUUACUCCUUCUACAAGAACAUCUGCCUUUACGUUAUUCAAUUCUGGUUUGGCAUGGUGUCCGGCUUCUCGGGGCAGAUAAUCUUCGAUAGGUGGAGCAUGGCCCUCUACAAUGUGGCCUUUAGCGCUGCACCUCCGCUGGCUCUUGGGUUGUUUGAGCGAAAUAUGAGUGCUAAAAAUUGUCUAAAGCUCCCCGUCUUAUACAAGGAGACACAAAGAACUACCACUUUCGACAAAGUGACCUUCCUUACGUGGCUUGUGAACGGGGUCUUCCAUUCAGCCAUCCUCUUUUGGAUUCCCCUUUUUGCUUUCCAUUCUGAUGUCGCCGAUCCAAAUGGGCACAUAGGGAGUCGUCUUGUCGUAGGUAACACUGUGUAUACGUGCGUGGUGGUGACAGUUUGUCUGAAAGCAGGCCUCGAGCAUACAGCAUGGACAGUCUUCUCUCACCUUGCCAUUUGGGGCACCAUUGCGUUGUGGUUCCUAUUCCUCAUCGUCUAUUCCCAUCUCUACCCUACUUUCCCGAUUGGCCCUGAGAUGGUUGGAAUGGAUGUGAUGUGUUUCAGCAGCCCAAUAUUUUGGUUGCUUCUUAUUGUCGUUCCCGUAAUCGCACUGACCCGGGAUUUCGUUUGGAAAGUACUUCGAAGAACCUACUCUCUAACAAUGCGGGAACAGGUCAUGCUCUGCGAACAGGUUGGUGUCGAGCCGGAGUCAUUUAUGCAGAUGCUUAAACCACAUAGGGCCCGAGGUCUGCGGCUAUUCCGGCACCAGCCCUUCUUUCCCGUCACCACAGAUAGACCAAGUCUUCUUAGCCAACCCGGAGAUCACGGCUAUGCAUUCAGUCAGAUAGAGCGUGGCCAACUGACCCAAACAGACAUUCUCCGGGCAUGUCAUUCGACAGAGACCAAGCCGGCUGGCAUUUAA
Messenger RNA from Hydatigera taeniaeformis, 3423 nucleotides. The record is from the annotation of a GenBank genome assembly. Lineage: Eukaryota; Metazoa; Platyhelminthes; Cestoda; Cyclophyllidea; Taeniidae.